Molecule: messenger RNA, 567 nt
Organism: Puccinia triticina
Lineage: Eukaryota; Fungi; Basidiomycota; Pucciniomycetes; Pucciniales; Pucciniaceae
Exons: 1
Coding region: 1-567 (188 amino acids)
Source: RefSeq, a predicted model, not a curated record
AUGGCGCGAAUCAAAUUUAAAAUUCCCACUGUCAGUCGCACAACACGGCUCCGACGUGCAAGGAAUGCUCAAGAGGACAGGGAAGCCCUGAAUCGCCUGGAACUAGCCGAACGUCAAUGGAACAUUCUGAAUGAACUGCGAACAGAAUUUACAGCGUCAGUCGAUAAUCGCCAUGAUACAUUUGAUGAUCAUCGAGAGGAAACCGGUCAAUUUCCAGGGCUAGAAGAUAGUUCGGAAGACGGAGAAGACCAUCCGAGGCCGGCCAACGAAUGGGUUGACUUGGAAGAGGAUGAAGUACUUGAUGAUAUAGAUCUGAUGGUUCAAAUGAGCAAUGAAAGGUAUCGGCAGCGCGCUCGGGAUUUCAACUGGAAUGUUCUGAUGGGCCCACUUCACGGCGCUUACAUGGUACAGAAGUCCUUGCCCGACGAUUGGAGUGGUUCAAACUCUUACUCCGAUUUUCAGAACAGCAAGCCUUGCAACUGUGGACCAAGAUCUAAGCACUCCCGAUAUGUUGACUUGGUCGACAUUCAUUGUAUGCCAAAAUCAGUACUUCUCAUCCCCAGUUAG